AGAAGGUGGGAGAGUCGCGCAUGCGCACAGUCGAGCUACACUAGAAAACUUUAUAAAGGGGCGCCAUGCAGCUCUCAGGGGCUUCCCCCGUUAUGCUAAUAGGCUUCAUGCUGUGCCGCCUAGGGGCUACAGAGGUACAAGGUCUGCGGAACCCACCCAACAGGAUAGCUGUUGUGGGAGCCGGGAUUGGAGGAACAUCGGCAGCUUAUUUCUUACGGCAGAAGUUUGGCCAGCAUGUCCAGAUUGACAUAUUUGAAAAUGGAGAAAUAGGAGGCCGCUUGUCAGUCAUAGAGAUAAAUGGAAACCACUAUGAAGCUGGAGGGUCAGUGAUACACCCCCUGAAUCUACAUAUGAAAUCAUUUAUACAGGAGUUGGGUCUCAAUGCUCUACCACUGCACAGAAAUCUUGUUGACAUCUAUAAUGGGGAUGAGUUUGUUUUUCAGGAGAGUGAAUGGUAUUUGAUAAAUGUCAUCAAAAGGAUCUGGAACUAUGGUCUCAGUUUCUUUCGGAUGCACAUGUGGGUGGAAGACAUUUUGGAGAAGUUCAUGAGGAUUUAUCAGUAUCAGAACUUGGACUAUUCUUUCUCCAGCAUUGACUCUAUGUUUCAUGCCAUCGGUGGAAAUGAUUACAUCACAAAGCUGAAUGGGACCCUGGGUGAAGAUAUGCAGAAAUCUGGUUUCUCUCAGAGAUUUAUUGAUGAAAUGGUGGUUCCAUCACUAAGAGGCAACUAUGGACAAGGAGCUAAAGUCAACAGCUUUGUUGGGGCCGUGUCUCUAGCUUGUGCUGAUUCAGGACUUUGGGCAGUGGAAGGCGGUAAUAAACUAGUUUGCACUGGUCUUCUCUCUGCUUCAAAGGCCCAGCUAGUUCGGGGCACUGUUAUCUCUGUACAAGAGAGGGUUCGUCCUACAAAGUCAGGAGAUACCGUGAAACUGUAUGAAGUCAAUUAUGAGACUGACAAAGGGCCCACACUAGACAUGUAUGACAUUGUUAUCAUUGCAACACCGCUCAUCAAAGAAAUUGGCAACAUUAAAUUCCUUGGCUUUGAGCCACCAAUAGAGACUGUUUCCAAGCCAUUCCAUCAGAUAGUAGCCACCUUUGUCCACGGACAGAUCAACACUUCUUUCUUUGGUUGUCCAAAACCAUGCCAGUUCUCUGUAUCCGAAAUAUCAACCACCGAUAGAUCAAACCUUUUCUUUAAUAGCAUUGGCCCCGUGUAUCCAGUGAAACCGACGACUGAAUCUGAAAUUUCCAAAGCCUCUGAUAUUAAAGUCUGGAAGAUCUACUCUUCUGAGCACUUGACAGAUGAACAGUUGCGUCGAUUGUUUGAGUCUUAUGAUGCAGUUAUUGUAAAGGAUUGGUUGGCUUUUCCAAAGUACAGCCCCCCAGAGAAACUACCUCCUGUAAUACUGCACCAUGACAUUUAUUAUGUCAACGGUAUAGAAGGAACAGCGAGUGGCAUGGAGAUGAGCGCCGUCUCUGCAAAGAAUGUUGCUCUUUUGUCUUACCAUCGCUGGUAUGGAAAGGAUGGACAGAUCGACCAGCAAGAUUUAGUAGAGCGUCUCAAGUCUGAGUUAUAGUGUUUUUUUUUUUUUGCCCUACAACUGUGAUUCUGGCCUAAAAAUCAGCCAUACCUUCUAAAGGUCAUAAAAUGAAGCUAGGAAGGCCAUGUCUGCACUAAAUUAUUUUUUUUUUUUUUUUACUUGUUCUUCUGUCAUUUACUUACUGAGACUGAUCACUAUAAUCUGCCAUGUCUAAUCCAACUAUAAUCGAUAGCACAAUCAGUAAUGCUGCCGAGCUUAAAGGGGUACUCCGGUGAAAACCUCUUUUCUUUUAAAUCAACUGGUGGCAGAAAGUUAA
Messenger RNA from Hyla sarda, 1857 nucleotides. Its product is annotated as prenylcysteine oxidase 1-like. Gene Ontology annotation, biological process: prenylated protein catabolic process; prenylcysteine catabolic process. Bases 66 to 1577 code for a protein of 503 amino acids. NCBI's taxonomy places the organism in Eukaryota, Metazoa, Chordata, Amphibia, Anura, Hylidae. The record is from RefSeq and is a predicted model, not a curated record. Gene Ontology annotation, molecular function: prenylcysteine oxidase activity. The transcript has 6 exons.